Messenger RNA from Perognathus longimembris pacificus (Pacific pocket mouse), 1979 nucleotides. RefSeq names its product serine peptidase inhibitor, Kunitz type 1 (gene Spint1). Gene Ontology annotation, molecular function: serine-type endopeptidase inhibitor activity; protein binding. The coding region runs from base 16 to 1560 and encodes 514 amino acids. The transcript has 10 exons. Lineage: Eukaryota; Metazoa; Chordata; Mammalia; Rodentia; Heteromyidae. The record is from RefSeq and is a predicted model, not a curated record.
ACGCGGACGCGGACCAUGGCCGGCGCCCGGCCCGCCCGGCUCGGCGCCUCGACGGCCGCCGUGUGGUGGCUGCUGUGCGCGCUGGGGCUCCGGGGCGCCGAGCUCCCGGACGGAGCCGCCUGCCUGGGCCGCUUCACCCCCGGGGUGCCCGCCUUCGUGCUGGACACCGAGGCCUCGGUGGGCCACGGCGCCACCUUCCUGGGGUCCCCGACGGUGCGGCGGGGCCGGGACUGCGUGCGCGCCUGCUGCGCCGCCCCGCGCUGCAACCUGGCGCUGGUGGAGCUGCGCGCGCGCCCGGGCGAGGGCGGCGCGGACCCCGGCGCGGACCCCGGCGCGGACCCGGACCCCGACGCCGCCGCCGCCUGCUUCCUCGUCGACUGCCUCCACGAGCACGACUUCGUCUGCAAGUUCGCGCCCCGGGAGGGCUUCGUCAACUACCUCACGCGGGACGUGUACCGCGCCUACCACGACCUGCAGACGCAGGGCUUCGGCGGGUCCCGCAUCCCCAGGUUCUGGACGGGCAUCGACUUGAAGGUCCAGCCCCAGGAGCCUCUGGUGCUGAAGGAUGUGGGCAACACCAGCUGGCGCCUCCUGGAGGGGGACCCGGACAUCAGGAUCGAGAGGAAGAGCGGGGAGCAGGUGGAGCUGUGGGGGCUGAAGGAAGGCAGCUACCUGUUCCAGCUGAGCGCGGCCGACUCCCAGCAGCCCGAGAGCCGGGCCAACGUCACCAUCACCGUGCUCUCCCCCAAGCAGACGGAAGACUACUGCCUGGCCUCCAGCAAGGUGGGGCGGUGCCGGGGCUCCUUCCCCCGCUGGUACUACGACCCCAAGGAGCAGGUCUGCAAGAGGUUCACCUACGGGGGCUGCUUGGGCAACAAGAACAACUACCUGCGGGAGGAGGACUGCAUGCUGGCCUGCCGGGAUGUGCAAGGCCUCUCGCUACAAAGGCACCAUCCAGUGUGCUCGGGCAGCUGCCAGCCCACCCAGUUCCGCUGCCGGGACGGCUGCUGCAUCGACGGCUUCCUGGAGUGUGACGACACCAGAGACUGCCCCGACGGCUCGGACGAGACCACCUGUGAAAAAUACACCACGGGCUUUGACGAGCUCCAGAGCAUCCACUUCCUCCGUGACAAAGGGCACUGUGUGGACCUGCCGUACACGGGCCUCUGCCAGGAGAGUAUCCCACGCUGGUACUACAACCCCUUCACCGAGCGCUGCGCCCGCUUCACCUACGGCGGCUGUCACGGCAACAAGAACAACUUCGAGGAGGAGCAGCAGUGUCUGGAGUCCUGCAGCGGCAUCUCCAAGAAGGAUGUGUUCGGUGUGCGGCGGGAAAGCGCCGUUCCCAACGUAGGGUCCGUGGAAGUGGCCGUGGCCGCGCUGCUGGUCGCCGGCAUCGUGGUGGUGCUCGCCAUCCUGGGUUACUGCUGCUUCAGGAACCGGAGGAAAAGCUUCCGCCGACCCCGCCGCCACCCUCCCCCCACCCCCGCCAGCUCCACCGUCUCCACCGCCGAGGACACGGAGCACCUGGUCUAUAACCGCACCACCAGGCCCCUCUGAGCCCGGGGCUCUGUCCGAGACUCCUGCCUGCGUGUCAGGCCCGCCCCACUCCGCUCCCCGGGGGAGCCAGGGCCCCGGCCCUCGGAGGCUCAGCCGCGGACCCGAAGGACGCUCGGGGCGGGAGGAGCGGGAAGCCUCCCCGCCUGAAGGACUGCACAUAGUGGGACCUGCCGCCGGGAGUGCAGAAGAAGCUGGGGUUCCGGGUCUUGCUCAAAGCGACCUGCCCCACCCAGGGUCACCGGAAAGGGACCACCCCCCCCGGGGCGGGGGCGUCCAAAGCUGGAGGCCCUCCGCAGCUGCCCUUCCAUUCUGCACAGCCCAGUGCUAAAAAAGGAAGACUUCCUGGCGUAGUUUGUGCUGUAAAAAAAUAAUAAUAAAAAUGGCGUCAGGGCUGGGAUCCUAGCUCAAGAGGCCCUGGA